AGAGAGAGACACAGAGGAAGAGAGAGAGAGAGCGAUAGGGGAGGUAGCCAGCUAGAAAGUGUGAGAGAGGAAGGAAGGUGUGUUUCAGUUGAGUUUCUGUGCGCGCUGGUGCAUACUCUCGGUCCUGCGCUGCAGAGUGGAAGCAGUGUUCGUCACUGAGUUCUGUCCCCCAGGCCUGCCUCAGUGCCAUGCCCCAGCAGUGAUGGACUCCCAGAACCGGGCUGUGCUGGACAUCUCCACCCGAAACCCUCAGGAGGACUACGAGAUCCUGAUCCGGGUCGGCGGUGGCACCUAUGGGGAGGUUUACAAGGCACGGAAUAAACAGAGCGGAGACCUGGCUGCCAUCAAAAUCAUUAAAAUGGAACCAGAGGACGAUUUCUCGGUGAUCCAGCAGGAGAUUGUGAUGGUGAAGACCUGCAAGCACUCCAACAUUGUGGCCUACCACGGAAGCUACAUCCGGGCUAACAAGCUGUGGAUCUGCAUGGAGUAUUGUGGCGGAGGAUCGCUGCAGGACAUCUACCAUGUAACGGGAUCCCUCGCAGAGACACAGAUUGCCUAUGUGUGCAGGGAGAUGCUGAAGGGCCUGGAGUAUCUGCACAAUCAGAGGAAGAUUCACAGGGACAUCAAGGGGGCCAAUAUUCUUCUGAAUGACAAUGGAGAGGUCAAGCUGGCUGAUUUUGGGAUUUCGGCACAGAUCACGGCCACAUUCGCACGACGCAUGUCCUUCAUUGGGACGCCUUACUGGAUGGCGCCAGAGGUGGCUGCAGUGGAGAUUAAAGGCGGGUACAAUGAGCUGUGUGACGUGUGGUCAGUGGGGAUCACUGCCAUCGAGCUGGCUGAGCUACAGCCGCCCAUGUUCGACGUUCACCCACUACGGGUGCUGUUCCUCAUGUCCAAGAGUGGCUACCAGCCUCCAAAGCUGAAGGACAAAGCCAAGUGGUCCUCCUCCUUCCACAACUUCAUAAAGAUGACGCUCAUCAGGAACCCCAAAAAGCGGCCAGGUGCCACUAAAAUGCUAUGUCACAUGUUUGUGACGCAGGCCGGUCUGAACCAGUCCCUGACACUCGACCUCCUGGAGAAGCUCCGGCACCCAGAGAAGCUAAAGCACUGCAUGCAGGCUGAGGAGGAGGAGAUGGAGGUGACAACACCCAGUUCCCUCAGAAGGAUUCACUCGACAAACCGACACAACCAGGCAGAGAGAACAAACUCUGAUAUCAACUCCAAGCAGAUCUAUACCAGGAGACCCGUGCGCCAGGAGAACGAAUCGCCAGAGGGGACGUUGCAGCCGUCAGUACAGUGGGCAGUGGGCUCUGGAGGCAGAAAUUCCUCAGAUCACAAGAGCCUAAACAGACGUGAGAGCAUAGACUCAGAUGAUGACUAUGAUGACGUGGACAUCCCCAGUAACUACAACACCAGCAAGCCAAUGCCAGCUGAUAUAGUCCCACCCCCUCUUCCUCCAAAACCCAAGAUGCACAGCACGAGCUCGGAGGAGAUAGCGCCGGGGGAAGAGGACCGGGGCCGGACCGCCGGCUCCCUCUACGCCCCCUCCCCCCUGCUGCGGUGCUCCAGCGGCAGUGGCGGCCGACCCGUCCCGCGACCGCGCUCGGUCCGCAACGUCAACUCCGACCCCACUGCCUUCACGGAUCACAGGUUAGACAGCCCGCCCGACCUGCCUCCCAAAGAGAGGAGACGACAACCCCCCCAGCCGGCUCGUGUCGAAUGUCCCAGUCCAGUGUUGCGGAAACCUCCAGUAUUCUUCAAGAAAGUCUUCCAUGGCUGCCCUUUAAAACUGAACUGCUCGACCAUUUGGGACCACCCCACGACCAAAGAUCACCACCUCAUCUUCGGAGCAGACGAGGGUAUUUUCACUCUGAAUUUGAGCGGACCAGAAGCCACGAUGGAGCUGCUGUAUCCAGGAAAGUGCAGUUGGGUCUACACCAUUAAUAAUGUCCUUAUGUCAAUAUCAGGUAAGGCUUCCCAGCUGCACUCCCACUCCCUAAAGGAGCUGUAUGAACAGGCGCGCAAGGAGCACCGCAUGGUGCAGCUGCCAACUCACAGACUUCUGCCCAGGAAGUACACCGUGUCCAGCAAAAUACCAGAUACCAAGGGCUGCAAGACCUGCUCAGUAGCUCAGAACUCCCAGAUGGGAUGUGUGUACCUGUGUGGGGCGCUGGAGUCCAGUGUGGUGCUCCUGCAGUGGUACGAGCCCAUGCACAAGUUCAUGCUCAUCAAGCACUUUGAUUUCCCCUUGCCGAGUCCCCUGCGUGUGUUUGAGAUGCUGGUGGUGCCAGGGGAGGAUUAUCCCCUGGUCUGCAUUGGGGUGGCCAGGGGCCCCACUGCUGCCCAGCCCGUUCAGCUGGACAACAUCAACCUCAACUCCAACACCUCCUGGUUCUACAGCACGGACCAAGGAAACACAGCUCCUGGUGCAGUGCAUGUGAACCAGCUUGACAGCAGCACACUCCUGGUGCUGAUUGAGAAGUCUGUGCACAUUGUGAGCCUGGAGGGGGCGCCAAGGAGCCAGAGGAAAAUGCAGUCUGAGACAAACUUCUCCUUUGCUGUGGAGGCAGCAGUGUUCUUCGAGGACACGCUGCUGGCCGUCUGGAGGCACGGCUGGCAGCGCAGGGGGGAGAGCUUCUCUGACAUCCUGCAGGAGGUCACAGACCACAGGAAGGCCUUCCGCCUGGUGGGCUCAGACAGGAUGGUUGUCAUGGAAACACGACAGUGCGAGGACCAGUCGGGACUUAGCAACUUGUACAUCCUGGAGAUCGCGGAGAACCUGGCCCCCGCACCCUGAGCCCGGACGUGCUGGCAGACCAGCGGGAAGGGCCGCUGCUUGGCCACAUAGCCACACUCCUUUCCCAAAGACACUGACCAUCCCUGUUGCCUCAUGAUUAGCAGUCACCCGACUGGAAAAGCUUGAGCUCUUAUUUGGCCAGCAGUGGACAGUGCCUGUGGUUUCUGAGCAGUGCACCAUGUUGGAACUGUGCUUUAACUCAAUCUACGUCAGCUGAUAGAAUGUAGUAGUUGCACAAACCACAUGGGCGCAACCCGGACAAAUACACACCCCUCCUUUCCUUAUACAAAAAGAUGUGUCAAGCCUACAAGCAGGCAUAUACUGACCCACAGUCUCAACACACACACACACACACACACACACACACACACACACACACACACACACACCUAGUUAUCCAGUGUGCAGCUAAGCAGUGGGUUGCCAGAGAGCCUCCACUCCAUUGAGGAUGUCCUGCAACCCUCAGACAAAUGCAUGUAUUCAUAACCAUCAGUCAAUAAAGACUCUUUCAUUACAUGGCCUACUCCACUGUUCAGCACACAGGCCUACACUGAAGCAUGUGUUCGCCUUAAUCAGUUACAAGUGGACGGGUCAGAGCUUCUGUGAUUGAACAGUUGUGUCUGCGGUCAUCUAAAUGUAAUGGCAGUCGAAUGUGAACAUCUUUUUAAAGUGGCUUAUUUAUUAAAAAGUGACAAAAAUGUCUCUUUCCUUUACACUCA
Conger conger (European conger) is the source of this 3516-nucleotide messenger RNA. Its product is annotated as mitogen-activated protein kinase kinase kinase kinase 5-like. The coding region runs from base 203 to 2797 and encodes 864 amino acids. Gene Ontology annotation, molecular function: ATP binding; MAP kinase kinase kinase kinase activity. Lineage: Eukaryota; Metazoa; Chordata; Actinopteri; Anguilliformes; Congridae. The record is from RefSeq and is a predicted model, not a curated record. The transcript has 32 exons. Gene Ontology annotation, biological process: protein phosphorylation.